AUGUCUCUUGUCCAGCGAGUUACAUCCAUCGAAGGAACUGACCGCGAGCCUGUAGAAGCGGACUCAUAUCAGCAGCAUCAUCGUUACGGUACGGUCAAAUCCGUUCGAUCUGUCCGCUCGCUGCGUCGUGUUAUCAGCUACGAUGUUUUCCCCAAUCCCGAGGAGGAAUCCCAUGCAGUCGCGCCAACUGGUGGAGUGGCGGCGUACAAGGUGUCAAGUGCAAAGCGAAUUGCCCAGGUCAUAGUCACAAUACUGUCUUGUUGGCUCGCCAGCGGUAUUGUCUUUGGAUUCGCAGCACUUAAACCAGUGCUUGUCGGUGAGGGUGUGUAUCGAGAACUAUGUACACGUGAAGAGCUUGAUCUUGACGUGGAGGUUUGUUACGAACAGGAUUUGAGACUCAAUUUAUUCUUUGCGAUUGCUUCGACGACCUGCAACAUAUCCGCGUUGGUGGUCGGCACGAUCCUGGACAAAUAUGGGCCACGCGUCGCUGGUCUCAUCGGAAGUUUCUGCCUGGCGUUGGGGAGUAUCUUGAUGGCCACUGCCUUCUCAAUUCCAGCGUUUGAUGGUUACAUUGCAGGCAACGUCUUCUUAUCGCUUGGUGGAACCUUUGUCUUCGUACCGAGUUACACGAUAGGCAAUGCCUUUCCAAAGUAUGCUGGUUUGAUUGUGGCCAUGGUAACGGGAGCCUUUGAUGCAUCGGCUGCGGUCUUUCUCUUCCUCCGGCUAGCUUAUGAAGGAUCGGGCAGAACCUUCACACCAGACAAGUUCUUCUAUGGAUAUCUCAUCGUGCCGGCCGCGAUCUCUCUUACCCAACUGUUUUUGAUGGAGCCAGACGGCUACAAAACAGUACCACAAUUGGAAGAGACCAUUGAGAAACAGCGAGAUGCAACCCAAGAUGUACAUUCGUCCGACGAUGAGCUCAGUGAUGGCGAGGUACGCCGUCUAAGAAGCCGUCGGCGAGAGCAUCGAGAGUCAAAGAUUGCUCAGCUCGACAAGCUGGUUGGCGAUCUCGAUGAAAGGUACGAGAAGCAGGUGGAAGUGCAUGCAGCCAGCGGUGUAUGGGGUGCUCUUCAUGGGAAGUCCGCCAGAGAGCAAAUGUUGACCCCGUGGUUUAUUUUGAUCACGCUUUUGACCGUCUUAUCCAUGUUACGGAUGAAUUUCUUCAUUGCAACGAUCAGGUCGCAGUAUGAGUACAUGCUGGGCUCCGAGUACAUUGCCAAAAGGCUAAAUUCAUUUUUCGACGUGGCCUUGCCUGUAGGAGGUAUUUUUGCGACGCCAUUCAUUGGACUGUUGUUGGAUAAUGUCAGCACUGCCAUGAUGUUGGCAGUCCUCGUGGCACUGACCACGGCCGUUGGGAUUCUGGGCUCACUGCCGUAUCUGUGGGCAGCAUACGCCAACAUCGUCCUCUUCGUACUCCUCAGGCCGCUUUACUAUUCAGCAAUGUCUGAUUACGCAGCCAAGGUGUUCGGCUUCGCAACCUUUGGGCGUGUAUACGGCACAAUCAUCUGCCUUUCUGGGAUUGUAAAUUYGUCCCAGCCGUUGAUCGAUGCGGCAAACCACGAGGUAUUUCUUGACAAUCCAAUCCCCAUCAACAUCAUCAUGGCGACGCUUGGUUGUCUUGUUGGUACGACGCUGGUCGUGUUCGUGGCUGUCAAGGGCCGAGACGUUCCAGCAGUGGAGCCCGCGUCGUUGGAGGCAACUGAAAGAGAUCGGUUGAUCAUUCGUGAGGUAGAGGAGCCAGAGGACGACUAUUAG
Messenger RNA from Ramularia collo-cygni, 1755 nucleotides. RefSeq names its product related to MFS transporter. Lineage: Eukaryota; Fungi; Ascomycota; Dothideomycetes; Mycosphaerellales; Mycosphaerellaceae. Gene Ontology annotation, cellular component: fungal-type vacuole membrane. The coding region runs from base 1 to 1755 and encodes 584 amino acids. The record is from RefSeq and is a predicted model, not a curated record. Gene Ontology annotation, biological process: transmembrane transport. Gene Ontology annotation, molecular function: transmembrane transporter activity. The transcript is spliced from 7 exons.